AUGCUGUUGAUGAGUGACGACCAUCCAUCACGCGGCUCUGACGCGUCGUCCGCAGAAUCUUUCGGUCCGUCCAGCAAGUACUCAUUUGGUUGGGACAGUGAGAGUAUGGCAUAUCAGCCGACUGGAGGAACAGAUACAAUGCUUAUGUCAUCCACACUGCCGACAAAUUUUUACGAUCAGCCACCAGCACAGAGUUGCUACUCGCAAAAUUUCGUGAAUCAUCCAGCCGUUGAACAGUUUUCAUCCAUACUGCGGCCCGUUCGCUUGGCACCUGGUAUUCCAUCGUCCAGAUUUUUCACUGUAAGAUGUUUGGCGAGACCAUCUGGCUGUGUUUUGAUAAGUGAAAAGUCAGCACGGGUAAUCUUCUUAGUCCGGUGCUUCUUUCGUCAACAUGCGGCAUGUUUUCAGCAGUCGCUGUCCACCUCUCAGUUGCCGUCUACUUCUUGGAACCAGUUUCAGAGUUCGAAUGUUACACAAGGGGCAUCGCAAACAGGAACUAAUCCUUUACAUGCAACCAACGUGACACGAAAGCAGACUUGCCACGUUAACGACAGUAAUUUUCUGCAAAUUGGGAAGAUUCCGCCACCCAGGCCGAAACCACCUGCCAUCAAACAGACAUCCUGUAAUAACAAACAGCAAAGUGCAACAGCAGCAACAGCAUCAUCAUCGCCUGCAGUGAAUUAUUCUGUGAAUGGUGUACAGGAGGGGCCAUCAACUUCCGCGCAAUCGAGAAUAUUGGCAGCGGACGCCUCACUAAACCAGGAUAAUUCCGACCCUUUUGAGAUCUCAAUGGCUGUGAAAGAUAUCGCACACCGAGGCCUCUACAGUGAGCUGUUCAGAGAAUUUCCUGCAUCGACGAGUUCGUCACCAGGUGGCUUAUCUGGACAAUCGGACCGGAAACAGCUUUAUAAUUCAAAGCUUUCACCACCUUCCGCAGGCUCUCUCGGCCAUAAUCAGUCUUCUUCGAACGCCACCAAUUCAUUAGCCACAUCUCUUGGUUUUACACAACAGCCUGCUGGAAUUGGGACAUGCUAUUAUUGGCAGCCUGGGCAGCCAAGCGGAACUUUGCCUUCGCAGACUGAUUUGCCUUCGUCUUUUGGAAAUACACCGGCGCUGCUUUAUGAUGCAAAAUCGAAUACGCCUUCAAAAACGGGAAAUUCCAGUGGGCUUUUAAUUCAGCCGCAGCGCGUUGCCAACCAGCAAAUGAAUUUCUCGGAACAAAGCAGUACCUUUUUGCGUGACGAAAUCUUGGGCAUGUUUGAUCCACUGAUUGCUGAGUGCAGUGUGUCACGAAAUUCCCAGGCUGCUGCCACUUCAACCGGUCAAAAUCCCGCACCACUGGAUGUUGUUCAAAAAAAAGCGUCUUUUGCCGACAAACAAAGAUGUGCAGAAAAACUGAUGCAGUGCGCUAAUAGUGUUGAAAAAGCGGUGGAGGAGCUAAAAAUUGAGGAGCUGUUGUCAAUGGGACUGGUGCGGGACAGAGCGCAAGCUGUGGAAGCAUUGCAAGACUGCAGAUGGGAUCUCAAUGCAGCCGCAGUCGCACUGAUCUCUUGA
Gongylonema pulchrum is the source of this 1554-nucleotide messenger RNA. The record is from the annotation of a GenBank genome assembly. Lineage: Eukaryota; Metazoa; Nematoda; Chromadorea; Rhabditida; Gongylonematidae.